AUGACUUCGGAAUCUCAAGAAUCAGCUAUUGCUGAAGGUCGCCGACUGUACGGCGCGAAGCAAUACAAGCCUGCUCUUAUGCAUUUCACAAAGGCCAUGCAGCUCUGUGCCUGCGGUCGAAAAGAGAGGCGGCCACGCUGCAGCUGCAAGAACUUCGAGAAAGUGGCUGCAGAGGGAGGCUCCAUCUUCAAUGAAGCUAUGUACACCUGCGAGUGCAUGGUGCGCAAGACCUUCAGUAAAUGCGACAACAAGCUACAUAUACAAGCUCUUGACUAUCGUGCAGCAACCUUUGAAGAGAUCAAGGAGCUUGAGCGAGCCCAAAAGGACGCCGAAUGGAUCCUGGAACUCGCUCCAAGACUGCCAGAUGGGUAUCUCCGGCUGGGCAAGAUAUCACGUCUCCAGAAAAAGAACGAAUUCGCAUGGAAAGUGUACAGUGCUGGUAUUGAGGUGGGAAACAAGCACAACCUCGCCGAAUCACCGAAGUUCCAGAAACUCAGGGCUGCAAGACAACCAUUGCACACCCGAUACUACCGCCGCGACCCCCUGAGAAACCCACAAGAGAUUGUUCAGCGUAUGUUUAACUACCUCGACUUUGCUUCUCUUGUGAGAUGUACUGGCGUCUCCAAAGAUUGGAGGCAGUACCUUGCCAGUCGCGGCAAUGAGCGGCUCUGGCGCACCUUGAUAUUUGUAGAGAAUAUCGGCCCUGCCCGUCCUCCUGGCACGAAAUCUCUCAGGAAGCUAAUAUCCUAUUCGGGGAAUGACGUCCGUCAAAUCAUUAUCGAAAAUGUGUUGCGAUUUCGACUCAGUCAGCAAAAGCUUCUUGCUUUAAUACAAGGAUCAAAGAACCUCGAGCGUCUCGAAUUGAGAGGCAGUACCGAAGAAGACCUAUCAAUCCCAGAAGCAAAGGGUAUAUUCAGCAAGUUGAGUCACGUAUUUCUUCAAGACAUCAUUAUCAGCAAACCUCAAAUUCUGAAACCGCUCCUUCAGCAUGCUUCCGAGAGCCUGCAGAGCUUGCACAUUGACGGUCUACCACAAUCUAGCUCGCCAAGCGAAAAUUGGUUUCCUCAUCUCCCCAAGCUACAAUACCUACGGCUCGAAGAACAUAGCAAACCGAGCCCCUUCAGAUUAAACACAUGGUAUCUGGCUAUGAAGACACCGCGAGUGCAGCAGCUGUACCUGAAAGAUGUGCAGCUUUCGGGGGUUCUUCCCCCAGAUGCCACACUCGACGACCACUGGCCAGAACUCAAAGCGCUUACAGUGCAUGGACCUAAUGACUCCGAUCUGAACACUGCGCAAACCGUUCAGCAGCUUACUUCGUUGCGUGGUGGACGUAUGCUGCAAUACAUCGACUUUGACUUCCGGUGGAAACCCAAUGAUGAGGGACCACUUGGCCUGAUAGUGCUGUCAGAGAUGUUAAACCAGGAGCCCGAGCUGCUGGCCACAGAUCGGUUUGAUAAGCACUGCCAGUAUACAGAUCUACGCUCGUUGCGACUCCGGAGAGCAAUGAUACCCCCGCUGAAGCUCCAGAAGGUGCUCAGUGACGCCCUUGCGUCUAACAAGCUUCACACCCUCGAUCUUGCCUUUCCUCUCGAUCCCCAGGGAGCCCCUGAAGGAGCCGCCAGUACUCGACAUAUCCACGAUCAUGCCUGGCUUCGUGGAGAGCCUGGCAUCAGGUGUAUCGGCCUCUCAGAGUUCAGGUUCCGUGCAUACCCAAAGACCGAUGACGAAAUGUAUCUACCGAGUUUCCUCGCUAGCUUUCCGAAUCUUGAGGUACUCGAAAUCAACUCGUCGCAUUAUGACCACCGCGAGCUCUGUAUUGUUGUCGAGGCUAUACUCAAGGUCACCCAUCUGAAGAAGAUUUACCAGAAGACAGUUCAUGGCGAGUGGGGUGACCAGCUUCGCAAGGUAGUUGGCAAGCAUGGGGUUGAGCUCGUAUGGGGAGACAGGCCGCGGCAAUGGCCACUUGAGGUUGAGGAAUAA
Messenger RNA from Fusarium sp. VM40, 1980 nucleotides. Lineage: Eukaryota; Fungi; Ascomycota; Sordariomycetes; Hypocreales; Nectriaceae. The record is from the annotation of a GenBank genome assembly.